Molecule: messenger RNA, 1532 nt
Organism: Nomascus leucogenys (northern white-cheeked gibbon)
Lineage: Eukaryota; Metazoa; Chordata; Mammalia; Primates; Hylobatidae
Gene: TNFRSF18
Product: TNF receptor superfamily member 18
Biological process (GO): positive regulation of cell adhesion; negative regulation of apoptotic process
Cellular component (GO): external side of plasma membrane; plasma membrane
Molecular function (GO): tumor necrosis factor receptor activity; protein binding
Source: RefSeq, a predicted model, not a curated record
AGGUGGGGUGCGCUAAGCCGAGGGGUCCCUGUCCCCAUUCUGUGGGGUUCCCCAGCGCGGGGCUCCGUGGCUGAGGCUCUCUGGGGGUGGCCAGAGUUUGUGACCUCUCGGGGACUCACAGAUACCACCCAGAGGCGGUAGAAUGGAGCGGGUGAUUGGCUGCGUCCCGCCCUCCAGGUGGCCCCCAUGGGACAAGGUGCUAAACGCCGCCCACUGCACUGGGGCCCACCAAGGUGGCCGCAGACUUUGCAUAGAAAACCUUUCUGAUCCCCGCCAGCCUGGUUUCCCUGCUCCUGCCGGCGACCUGCGGGGGACCGCGCUGAGUCCGCGGUGUCCAAACCCCCUCCUCACACGCAUUUCACCUGGGUCGGGAUUCUCAGGUCAUGAACAGUCACAGUCACCUCCGGGCAGGGCGGGUGAGGACGGGAACGGGGCGUGUCCAACUUGCUGUAGGCUCUUGAAACCCGAGUGUGGCACAGCACGGGGUGAUGAGCGCGUUUGGGGCCCUGUGCGGCCUGGCGCUGCUGUGCGCGCUCAGCCUGGGUCAGCGCCCCAGCGGGGGUCCCGGGUGCGGCCCUGGGCGCCUCCUGCUCGGGUCGGGAACGGACGCGCGCUGCUGCCGCGUUCACCUGACGCGCUGCUGCCGCGAUUAUCCGGGCGAGGAGUGCUGUUCCGAGUGGGACUGCGUGUGUGUCCAGCCUGAAUUCCACUGCGGAGACCCUUGCUGCACGACCUGCCGGCACUACCCUUGCCCCCCAGGCCAGGGGGUACAGUCCCAGGGGAAAUUCAGUUUUGGCUUCCGGUGUAUCGACUGUGCCUCGGGGACCUUCUCCGGGGGCCACGAAGGCCACUGCAAACCUUGGACAGACUGCACCCAGUUUGGGUUUCUCACCGUGUUCCCUGGGAACAAGACCCACAACGCCGUGUGCGUCCCAGGGUCCCUGCCGGCAGAGCAGCUUGGGUGGCUGCCCAUCGUCCUCCUGGCCGUGGCCGCCUGUGUCCUCCUCCUGACCUUGGCCCAGCUUGGACUGCACGUCUGGCAGCUGAGGAGUCAGCGCAUGUGGCCCCAAGAGACCCAGCUGCUGCUGGAGGUGCCGCCAUCGACCGAAGACGCCGGCAGCUGCCAGUUCCCCGAGGAAGAGCGGGGCGAGCGAUCGGCAGAGGAGAAGGGGCGGCUGGGAGACCUGUGGGUGUGAGCCUGGCCGUCCUCCGGGGCCGCCGACCGCAGCCAGCCCCUCCCCAGGAGCUCCCCAGGCUGCAUGGGCUCUGUGUUCUGCUCUGGGCCGGGCCCUGCUUCCUUGGCAGCAGAAGUGGGUGCAGGAAGGUGGCAGUGACCAGUGCCAUGGACCAUGGAGGUCGGCGGCCGCGGCUGGGCCCUGCAGGAGGGAGAGAGAGACACAGUCAUGGCCCCCUUCCUCCCUUGCUGUCCCUGCUGGGGUGGGGUCUCAGGAUGGGAGGCUGUGUCCGUGGGUGUGCAGCGUCCAACACGGGACCUGGCUGCACGGGGCCUUCAAUAAACACUUGUCCAGUGA